UUUCUAGAAGUGAUCAUCGAGAUGAGCCCGCCUCAAGAGACUUGCAUUGCGAGAGCGACAGAGGGUGUCCGCAUUCACCGACUGCUUGGGCAAGGAGCAACGCAGCUCCACCUCUCGCCAUCGACGUAUAUAAAUACAGAGUUACGUGUCAGCAUCGGAAACGACCCCCCGGGUCAAUAUCUUUCGCCAUCAGAAAUUUGCCAGAAUUCUGUCCCUUUGGUUCCCGGGUAGACACCACAAAUUUUUCUCCGUUUCCCGAUAGGCUUGUGCGGGUCAUCUCCCUUCUCCUUUGCCCCCCUCCCGAUCGGUAGUCAAUCAAUCAUUUGAGCCCGACCCAUCUCGUGUUCUGCUUUGGACUUCACACUCCCAUCUCCGGUCUCGCCUUCUUUCCCCCCCCUCUCUGGGAGUGAUCGCAGUUGGGUAGGAGCUGAUAUGGCCAAUAGUGGUUUCAAACUUCAACGCUCCUUUGGUCUGUUGUCAACCCGCCCCUGCUUCGUUAUUCUGUCUCUCUAUAUAAAUGAGGCGAGCAGAAGCUGCUCGGAUCAGAGAGAAGUAUCCAGAUAGAAUACCUGUUAUUGUGGAGCGUGCUGACAGAAGCAACGUCUCUGACAUUGAUAAGAGGAAGUACCUUGUCCCUGCUGAUAUAACUGCAGGACAGCUUGUUUAUGUUGUUCGCAAAAGAGUCAAGCUUAAUCCUGAGAAGGCUCUGUUCAUCUUUGUCAAGAACACUCUACCUCCUACUGCUUCCUUGAUGUCUGCGAUAUAUGAGGAAUUCAAGGACGAGGAUGGCUUUCUUUACCUGACUUACAGCGGAGAAAAUUCUUUUGGAUUCCAUGCAGAGUAGCUUGGACGAGUAUAUAUACUUGAAAGUGUAGAUAUUGGUUGAUGCGCUGAUUCAUUAGUUCGUUUUGGCUUAAGAUUCGAGGAGGUAUAAUCUUUUCUGCGUAGUAGUAGUACGGUCUGCUUAAUCUAUUGGUCAGUAUUGCUUGGACUGAUGAAAACUGGACUGGUCUGUUUCCUUUAAAGACAAACCAUAUGUUGCAACCAA
Molecule: messenger RNA, 1048 nt
Organism: Syzygium oleosum
Lineage: Eukaryota; Viridiplantae; Streptophyta; Magnoliopsida; Myrtales; Myrtaceae
Product: autophagy-related protein 8d-like
Exons: 6
Coding region: 518-844 (108 amino acids)
Biological process (GO): cellular response to nitrogen starvation
Source: RefSeq, a predicted model, not a curated record